AUGGCAGCUCCCGCCCGCGGCGUGGCCAAGAUCCUGGCCAAGUCGCCGGCCGACGUGGUGCUGCUGGCGGCGGUGCGGACGCCCAUCACGCGCGCCUACAGGGGACAGCUCAAGGACGCGUACCCCGAGGAGCUGCUCGCCUGCGUGCUCCGGCACGUGCGGGAGCGCGCGGCGCCGGGCGUCGACCUCGGCCCGCACAUCGACGACGUGGGCGUGGGCGUGGUGCUCUCGGAGCUGGGCGGCUCCAAGGCGGCGCGCAUGGCCAUGAACCACGUCGGCUACCCUUCGUCGACGGCGCUGUACACCAUCAACCGGGCGUGCGCGUCGUCGCUGGCCGCCGUGGCCGCCGUGGCCGCGCAGAUCCGCACGGGCGCCGUGUCGGUCGGCGUGGCCGCCGGCAUGGAGAGCAUGACGCGCAACUACGGGGGCCGCGCGGUCCCGGGGGACGCGUGGCCCGCGGCGGCGGCCUCGCCGGUCCGCGACGCCAGGGACUGCCUGAUGCCCAUGGGGCUGACGAGCGAGAACGUCGCCGAGCGGUACGGCGUGUCGCGCGAGCACCAGGACGCGUUUGCGGCCGAGUCGCACGUCCGCGCGGCGGCCGCCCGCGGGGGGGGCCUGUUCGACGGCGAGAUCGUCCCCGUCGCCACGCGCUUCCGGGAGCCGGACGGGCCGGGCGCCGAGAGGGCCGUCACGGUGGCGCGCGACGACGGCAUCCGCGACCCCAUCUCCCUCGAGGCCCUGGCCCGGCUGGAGCCCGCCUUCAAGCCGGGCGGCAGGUCGACGGCCGGCAACUCGAGCCAGGUGUCUGACGGGGCGGCGGCGGCGCUGCUCACGAGCAGGGCCACGGCCGAGCGGCUCGGCCUGUCGCGUCUCGUCAUGGCCAAGUUUGUGUCUGCCGUCGCCGUGGGGUGCGCCCCCGACGAGAUGGGCGUCGGGCCGGCCCUCGCCAUCCCCAAGCUGCUGGCGGCGCAUGGCCUCGCCGUCGGCGACGUGGACAGGUGGGAGAUCAACGAGGCCUUUGCGAGCCAGGCGCUCCACUGCCUGAGGGAGCUGCGGCUCGAGGACGCCUGGGCUGCCGGCCGCGUGAAUCCCACCGGCGGCGCCAUCGCCUUGGGACAUCCCCUGGGCGCGACGGGCGCCAGGAUGACGAGCACCCUGGUCCACGGCAUGAGGAGGGACGGCCAUGAUUUGGGCGUCGUGAGCAUGUGCAUCGGGACGGGCAUGGGCAUGGCUGCUCUGUUUGCCAGGGAGGCCUGA
Metarhizium album ARSEF 1941 is the source of this 1257-nucleotide messenger RNA. Its product is annotated as Thiolase. The coding region runs from base 1 to 1257 and encodes 418 amino acids. The transcript has a single exon. The record is from RefSeq and is a predicted model, not a curated record. Lineage: Eukaryota; Fungi; Ascomycota; Sordariomycetes; Hypocreales; Clavicipitaceae. Gene Ontology annotation, biological process: fatty acid beta-oxidation; phenylacetate catabolic process. Gene Ontology annotation, molecular function: acetyl-CoA C-acyltransferase activity. Gene Ontology annotation, cellular component: peroxisome.